Molecule: messenger RNA, 1210 nt
Organism: Drosophila navojoa
Lineage: Eukaryota; Metazoa; Arthropoda; Insecta; Diptera; Drosophilidae
Gene: Polr2M
Product: RNA polymerase II subunit M
Biological process (GO): transcription elongation by RNA polymerase II
Cellular component (GO): nucleus
Molecular function (GO): transcription elongation factor activity
Source: RefSeq, a predicted model, not a curated record
GCUUUCUCGCUCUCACGUGUUGUUUUUAACAAAUUGGAGGGAACAUUAAUACGGAAUUAUAUUACAAAAAAAGCAAACAAUGAAUGCGCCACCAUUAAAUCGAAUUCCCGGUACGUCGCAGACAAAGGAAAAAUAUGUCAAAGAUCUCAAAACUCUUAGAUACCAUGAGCUACUAGAAAUGAGGGAUAGGCAAACAAAUAUUUUGUCAUCCAAGAAACGAUUAGAGAGCUUACCAGAUAAAGGAAAGCGAAUACGGGACUCCCACGAAAAGUUACUUGCUGAGAUUCAACGUCGAAACGAUGUCGAGGCAACUGCUAACCUACUCGGCGAGCUGAACAUUGCGUCAAAAGGAAAAAUAACACUAAAUAAUCUAGAAUGGCAUGGCAGAACCUCUCCUGGAAAAUCAGACGUUACUGACCUGCUUGAUAGCGACGACGAGCAAGAGAUGGAUCCGUUACGAAUUAUUGCCCAAGGUACAAUGCAUCAGCGCCAAGUAAAAGUCCUGCCACCGCCUGCCACCCUUAUCACUCCUGAAGAUAUAGCUGACAUAGCAUCAUUUAGACAAGAGCAACCGUCUCAUUCAUUGGAUUCGAGCCAGACUAAUGACAGCGCGUCUAGUAGUUGCAGUGGGCAAGAUGACAGCAAAACAAUUCCAGCAGAAAUAAUAGAAAUUGAUGUUUGCAAAUUGGUCGGAAAUCGUCCUACUGAAGCCACUUUGGAACAACACGCAUUGUAUCUCAUUGAUAAGACUGAACAGCACGCUGUAAAGGACCGUGAAAAGUUCCUGCCUUUUCGCACUACAGUAUCGAACGUUCAUGAUCCGGAUAAGGAACGUAGUCGUAAGAAAGGCAAACACUGGGAGAUUACCGCUGCUACACCUCCACUCAUACAGCACAGGGAGGCCCAAUUAGUGCCGUUGGCUGAAUCCGCCAGUCUGCAGAUCGAUUAUAUGCAGAAAAUCAAGAAUCUACGCAUACAACAGGCUGAAGAGCGUCUGGCUAGGCAAGUGCCUCUGAAGGGCAUACGUUUACCCGAUGAUGCAGUGCUGAAGACCAAAGCGUCAUUUAAUAGCUAUCGUGAUCCACAGGCUCAUUAUCUUAUAGAAGGCAGACAACAGGCUAAAGAAGAAAACGAAGUGCUUGAUCCAACAAUAACUGAUAAAGCCACAGGUGGCAUUAGUUACUCAGUUUACAACUGAGGAUAGAUGAUU